Messenger RNA from Oxyura jamaicensis (ruddy duck), 2471 nucleotides. RefSeq names its product chromodomain-helicase-DNA-binding protein 8-like. The record is from RefSeq and is a predicted model, not a curated record. Gene Ontology annotation, molecular function: ATP-dependent chromatin remodeler activity; ATP binding. The transcript has 14 exons. The annotation marks the transcript as partial. Lineage: Eukaryota; Metazoa; Chordata; Aves; Anseriformes; Anatidae.
AAGGAGGUCGAGGGUGGCUCCGAGGCCCUCCAGAAAGCCCCCUUAGAACCUCCCGAGGAUGAGGAGCCGUGGCUGGAGCCUUCCUCCCCCCCCCCCCCCCCCCCCCCAACCCAGGGCCGCCUGAUCCCCGGGGCCUACAAGUUCGACGCCCUGAUCACCACCUUCGAGAUGAUCCUGUCCGACUGCCCCGAGCUGCGGGAGAUCGAGUGGCGCUGCGUCAUCAUCGACGAGGCGCACCGCCUCAAGAACCGCAACUGCAAGCUGCUCGACAGCCUCAAGCACAUGGACCUGGAACACAAGGUCCUCCUGACGGGCACGCCGCUGCAGAACACGGUGGAGGAGCUCUUCAGCCUCCUGCACUUCCUGGAGCCCUCCCAGUUCCCUUCCGAGGCGGAAUUCCUCAAGGACUUCGGUGACCUCAAGACGGAGGAGCAGGUGCAAAAGCUCCAGGCCAUCCUCAAGCCCAUGAUGCUCCGCCGGCUGAAGGAGGACGUGGAGAAGAACCUGGCGCCCAAGCAGGAGACCAUCAUUGAGGUGGAGCUGACCAACAUCCAGAAGAAAUACUACCGGGCCAUCCUGGAGAAGAACUUCUCCUUCCUCUCCAAGGGCGCCGGCCACACCAACAUGCCCAACCUCCUCAACACCAUGAUGGAGCUGCGCAAGUGCUGCAACCACCCCUACCUCAUCAACGGCGCGGAGGAGAAGAUCCUGGCCGAGUUCCGCGAGUCCUGCCACCACCACGUGCCCCACGACUUCCACCUCCAGGCCAUGGUGCGCUCCGCCGGCAAGCUGGUGCUCAUCGACAAGCUGCUCCCCAAGCUGAAGGCCGGCGGCCACAAGGUGCUCAUCUUCUCCCAGAUGGUGCGCUGCCUCGACAUCUUGGAGGACUACCUCAUCCAGAAGAGGUACUUGUACGAGCGGAUCGACGGGCGGGUGCGGGGCAACCUGCGGCAAGCCGCCAUCGACCGCUUCAGCAAGCCCGACUCGGAUCGCUUCGUCUUCCUGCUGUGCACGCGGGCGGGCGGGCUGGGCAUCAACCUGACGGCCGCCGACACCUGCAUCAUCUUCGACUCCGACUGGAACCCCCAGAACGACCUCCAGGCCCAGGCCCGGUGCCACCGCAUCGGGCAGAGCAAGGCGGUGAAGGUCUACCGCCUCAUCACGCGCAACUCCUACGAGCGGGAGAUGUUCGACAAGGCCAGCCUCAAGCUGGGCCUGGACAAGGCCGUGCUGCAGUCCAUGAGCGGCCGCGAGGGCAACAUCGCGGGGAUCCAACAGUUCUCCAAGAAGGAGAUCGAGGACCUCCUGCGCAAGGGGGCCUACGCGGCCAUCAUGGAGGAGGACGACGAAGGCUCCAAGUUCUGCGAGGAGGACAUCGACCAGAUCCUGCUGCGCCGCACCACCACCAUCACCAUCGAGAGCGAGGGGAAGGGCUCCACCUUCGCCAAGGCGAGCUUCGUGGCCUCCGAAAACCGCACCGACAUCGCCUUGGACGACCCCAACUUCUGGCAGAAGUGGGCCAAGAAAGCCGACCUGGACCUGGACCUCCUCAACAGCAAGAACAACCUGGUGAUCGACACGCCGCGCGUGCGCAAGCAGACGCGGCACUUCAGCACCUUGCGCGACGACGACCUGGUGGAGUUCUCCGACCUGGAGAGCGAGGACGAGGAGAAGCCCCGGUCCCGGCGGCACGACCGCCACCACCACCACCACGGCCUCCACCACGCCUACGGCCGCACCGACUGCUUCCGCGUGGAGAAGCACCUCCUGGUCUACGGCUGGGGCCGGUGGCGGGAGAUCCUGUCCCACGGGAGGUUCAAGCGGCGCCUGUCGGAGCGGGACGUGGAGACCAUCUGCCGCGCCAUCUUGGUCUACUGCCUCCUCCACUACCGGGGCGACGAGAACAUCAAGGGCUUCAUCUGGGACCUCAUCAGCCCCGCCGAGAACGGCAAGGCUAAGGAGCUCCAAAACCACUCGGGGCUCUCCAUCCCCGUCCCGCGGGGCCGCAAGGGGAAGAAGGUGAAGUCCCAGAGCACCUUCGACGUCCACAAGGCCGAGUGGAUCCGCAAGUACAACCCCGACACGCUCUUCCAGGACGAGAGCUACAAGAAGCACCUCAAGCACCAGUGCAACAAGGUCCUGCUCCGGGUGCGAAUGCUCUACUACCUGCGGCAGGAGGUGAUCGGGGACCAGGCGGAGAAGGUGCUGGCGGGAGCCAUGGCCAGCGAGAUCGACAUCUGGUUCCCGCUGGUGGAGCAGCUGGAGGUGCCGACCGCCUGGUGGGACGCCGAGGCCGACAAAUCCCUCCUCAUCGGCGUCUUCAAGCACGGUUAUGAGAAGUACAACACCAUGCGGGCCGACCCCGCCCUCUGCUUUCUGGAGAAGGCCGGCCGCCCCGACGAGAAGGCGAUCGCUGCCGAGCAGCGCCUGGACGUGGGGGAAGGGUGAGGUCACAGCGGUGUCCCCAAAAC